AUGGAACCACCGGCCCAACCUGGGCUGCCUUCUCAAGGAAGCCAAACUAGCCUUUCUAGCAUGUUGUUAACAUUCCGCACGUUAGGCGUUCCUAUUACAGAACACAAAACUGGAAGACCCAAACACAGUCUCAUUAUAGAAUUUCUAGGCAUUAUCAUUGACUCACAAAAGAUGGAGGUUCGUCUUCCAUCUGAUAAAUUGAACCGUCUAUUUGUUGAUUUAAAUUCGUGGCACACAAAAAAGUCAGCUACACUCCAAGAGCUCCAAUCACUAAUUGGAACAUUAAAUUUUGCAUGCAAAGUAAUUGCCCCGGGUCGAGCUUUUCUGCAACGUAUCAUAAAUCUAACACGGGGAUCUCGAAACCACAUCAUCACAUUCGCUUGACGAAUGGUUUUCGCAAAGAUGUAAAAUUGUUGCAAAUUUUUCUUAAAGACUGGAAUGGGACAAGUUUAUUUCUCAACUCUUUCUAGGAAAAUUCUACAAACCUUUCUCUCUAUACGGAUGCCUCCGGAACCCUUGGUUUUGGGGGGAUUUUCCGCACCCAGUGGUUUCAGGGUAAAUGGUUGCCUCACCAAACAUUUAACACAAAAAAUAUCAGCAUUGAUUGGCAAGAGGUCUAUGCUAUUGUUGUAGCUUCCUACAUAUGGGUACCUUUAUGGGCAAAAAAACGAAUUGUCUUUUACUGCGACAACCAGGCUGUGGUUUCCAUAAUCAAUUCCAAACGUUCAAAAAACCCUCGUAUUAUGGACUUAGUGCGUGCUUUAACCUUACAAACACUGAAGUAUAACUUUUAUUUCAAAGCCUUACAUGUGCCAGGCCAUUAUAAUGACAUUGCUGAUUCUAUUUCCCGUUUUCAGCAAACCAGAUUUCGGCGGCUAGCACCGCAUGCAGACCAUCAACCUCGACCUCUACCAGAGGACCUUUCUCGUCUCUAGACGCUGAGUUAUGUCGUUAUCAACUUGCUUCGUUAGCUGAAGGUACGAUUAAAACUGAUAGCAGUGGCGAAAAACAGUUAAUGAAUUUCUACUAUCAAUUUCAUUUACAUAAGCAUGUGCCUUUUCUGCCAACAACGGAAAACAUUCUGAUUUAUUUUGCUGUUCUUCUCGCUAAGACGGUAAAUCCAGACACCAUCAAAGUCUAUCUUGCAGCAGUACGCCAUAUGCAUUUGGUUAACGGCUAUGACCUUCAAAUUACCAAAUUUCAACGCCUACACUAUAUUUUGCGAGGUAUAAAGCGAGUAAAAGGAGUGUCUACAAGGACACGCCUACCAAUUACAUUAGACCAUUUUAAAUUGUUUCACCGCAUAAUACACUCACGGACAUUACCAACACAUGAUGAAACCGUGAAUUGGGCAGCGAUUUCCAUAGCAUUUUUCGGGUUUUUGCGGAUUGGUGAAAUGACUUGCUCCGGUCCUUAUAAUUCUUCAACAAACCUUUGCCGAUCAGAUGUAAGUUUUUAUAACAAAAAACGUGGGGAUAACGAGGUUUUUCUGCAACUACGAAUUAAAGCGACAAAACCCGAUCCGUUUCCAACCUCAGCCACGAUAACCAUUGGCAGUUAUUCUGGUGUAUAUUGUCCAGUAAGGGCCCUUCAAACCUACCUUUCACGUGCGUCAGCGGACUAUGCGGGACCAUUAUUUUGCUAUUCAAACGGUGUUCCUUUAUCACGUCUUCAAUUUACUAAGGAACUACGAACACUUUUGGCCCAGGGUGGUUAUCACCCUGCUCACUAUGCAAGCCAUAGCUUUAGAAUCGGAGCGGCUACCACAGCUGCGUCCCAACGUUUGCCUCAUUGGCUAAUUCAAACGCUAGGAAGAUGGUCUUCCGAUUGUUACCUCAGAUAUAUUCGCACGCCAAUAAAUGUCCCUACAGACGUUUCAAAACGAUUGAUUGCGGAGUGA
Messenger RNA from Paramuricea clavata, 1900 nucleotides. NCBI's taxonomy places the organism in Eukaryota, Metazoa, Cnidaria, Anthozoa, Malacalcyonacea, Plexauridae. The record is from the annotation of a GenBank genome assembly.